Messenger RNA from Apodemus sylvaticus (European woodmouse), 2660 nucleotides. RefSeq names its product solute carrier family 39 member 5 (gene Slc39a5). The transcript has 13 exons. NCBI's taxonomy places the organism in Eukaryota, Metazoa, Chordata, Mammalia, Rodentia, Muridae. Gene Ontology annotation, molecular function: zinc ion transmembrane transporter activity. Bases 383 to 1981 code for a protein of 532 amino acids. Gene Ontology annotation, cellular component: membrane. The record is from RefSeq and is a predicted model, not a curated record. Gene Ontology annotation, biological process: BMP signaling pathway; intracellular zinc ion homeostasis; zinc ion import across plasma membrane.
GUCCCUCCCCUACCCCCUCCCUGCAGGUGACCCUUGUCCAGCCUGCCUGCCACAAGAAGGCUGGGUCCCCCUUCCUCUGGGUGUCUUUUGUGUCUCCUGUCCUGCUGUCAGUUUAGGGACACCUUGGCUCGACUCUUCAGGGAAUAUGGGGAUGGGGUUGGAAACAGAUGCAGUUCAGUACCAGAUGUAAGCCCUCUAUGUGACGUGGCUUCCACUGCAUCUGAAGGCUGAGCUCCCUGACUCAGAUCUCUUAAGGUCCACAGUGAGGCCUUCCAGGGACCUGAGGUGACAGCUCUCACACUGCCAGUAGGGGGUACGGUCCUCAGGAUGUCCCAAAAGAAAUAGAAGUCAGAACCAGAGCCUCUAACCCAUAGCCCUAGCGAUGGGGCCCCCAGUGCAUCACCUGUUGGCUGGCCUGUGCGUGGGGGUGGCCUUGGGCUGGGUAGGAGACUCGGCCCCAAACCUGGGCCCAGCCGAACAGGAACAGAACCACUACCUGGCCCAGCUGUUUGGCCUCUAUGGAGAGAACGGGACACUGACUGCAGGGGGCCUGGCUAGGCUUCUCCACAGCCUAGGACUAGGCCGAGUUCAGGGGCUCCGUCUGGGACACCAUGAGCCUCCAACCGGGCGGGCUGCACCCACAAGUGGCGACAAUUUCACACACAGGCUGCAAGAACUGGAGCUGAGUGUAGAUGUGUGGGCUGGAAUGCCUCUGGGCCCCUCAGGCUGGGGCGACCAGGAGGACUCAAAGGCCCCUGACCUGCACGAGUCCGGCCUAGACCUCUUCCAGAGGCUUCUGCUGCUGGACCAUUCGUUGGCUGACCAUCUGAAUGAGGAUUGUCUGAAUGGUUCCCAGCUGCUGGUCAAUUUUGGACUGAGCCCCGUUGCUCCCCUGACCCCUCGCCAGUUUGCUCUGCUGUGUCCAGCCCUGCUUUAUCAGAUUGAUAGCCGUGUUUGCAUCAAAACCCCGGCUCCAGCACCUCCAGGGGAUGUACUGUCUGCCCUGCUUCACAGUGGCCUGGCAGUCCUGUUCCUCAGCCUCCCUGCUCCCCUCUCCCUGCUGCUGCUGCGGCUCCUGGGACCUCGUCUGUUGCGGCCUGUGCUGGGCUUCCUGGGGGCCCUGGCCGUGGGCACGCUCUGCGGGGACGCCCUGCUACACCUACUGCCACAUGCGCAAGGAGGGCGGCACACAGGAGCUAGUGAGCAGGCAGAGGAGGAUCUGGGUCCGGGGCUGUCGGUGCUUGGUGGCAUCUUCCUGCUCUUCAUGCUAGAGAACACGCUAGGACUUGUGCGGCACAGAGGGCUCAGGCCAAGAUGCUGCAGGAACAAAAGGAACCUCGAAGACCCAAACCCUGACCCAGAGGAUGGCAGCGGGAUGAUCCUUCGACCCCUACAAGCAGCUUCAGAACCGGAGGUUCAGGGCCAAAGGGAGAACAGCCGGUCCCCACCAUCUCUGGCCCCUCCUGGACACCAAGGCCACAGUCAUGAGCGCCGGGGUGGCAGUAUUGCAUGGAUGGUCCUCCUGGGAGAUUGCCUGCACAACCUCACUGAUGGGCUUGCAUUAGGUGCUGCCUUCUCUGACGGCUUCUCCAGCGGUCUCAGCACUACCCUAGCUGUCUUCUGCCAUGAGCUGCCCCAUGAACUGGGUGACUUUGCCAUGCUGCUUCAGGAAGGGCUGUCCUUUCGGAAGCUGCUGCUGCUGAGCCUCGUUUCUGGAGCCCUGGGACUGGGGGGUGCAGCCCUGGGGGUGGGGCUCAGCCUGGGCCCUGUCCCCCUCACACCCUGGGUGUUUGGGAUCACAGCAGGGGUCUUCCUCUAUGUGGCCCUUGUGGAUAUGCUGCCAACCCUGCUCCGUCCUCCUGAGCCCCCGCCUGUGUUCCAUGUGCUUCUGCAGGGGCUGGGGCUGCUGCUGGGGGGCAGCCUCAUGGUUGCUAUAGCCCUGUUGGAGGAAGAGCUACUGCCCCUGGUUCCUGACGGCUGAUGUGGGCAGUGGCAAAGGCUCCAGGCUGCUCUUCCUUCCCUCCCCCCAGGAAUGGAGGCGGGACACAGGGCCAGUAGGAGCAAUAGGAUUUUAAUAAACAGAACCCAUCCCAAAGCCAUGACUACGACAGUUGUACUUGCACCAAAACAGCAUAGAAAACCGGGGUGUGGUGGGAGGGCUCAAAGCAGGUCUGGGGAGGACAAGCAUGGGGGCCUGGAGGAUGUGGGGUGCAUCAGUCUUCAGGGAUAGCAUUGUGCUUUAGCCCAGGUGGGGGAGAGGGGCAGGGCAAAUGCACCAAGGUCCCCAUUUUUUCUGCUGCCCUCAGCACCCUGGGGAUGCAGGUACCUGGGCUUCAGUGCUGCCACCAGCAUUAAACACCCGACCCCAACACUAGCACCACAGUGGAUCCAGGACAGGGAGAGGGGCAGGAAUGAGGAAAUUGCUUAGAGAAAGAUUCAACUAGAAUCCAGUGAAUUGUGCUCAGUUCUCUUUACUUCCUACAACCGAGUACAUGGGUCACAGGGUGGAGGGUGCAACGGGACAGGGACACGCCCCUCCGUGCCCCCCAACACACCUGCACACAGGAUGGUGGUGUCUGCAGCAUCACAGGUCAUGCAGGGCACGGGGAAGGGGUUCACACACACAUAGAUGCCCACAGCGGGUACCAGACAGAGAACAC